Austrofundulus limnaeus is the source of this 1279-nucleotide messenger RNA. It is a transcript of the gene carhsp1, whose product is annotated as calcium regulated heat stable protein 1. Lineage: Eukaryota; Metazoa; Chordata; Actinopteri; Cyprinodontiformes; Rivulidae. The record is from RefSeq and is a predicted model, not a curated record. The transcript is spliced from 5 exons. Bases 259 to 732 code for a protein of 157 amino acids. Gene Ontology annotation, molecular function: mRNA 3'-UTR binding. Gene Ontology annotation, cellular component: cytoplasm. Gene Ontology annotation, biological process: regulation of mRNA stability.
GAAAAUAAUAGAAGAGGGACGGAGCUGGCAUUUCUUGGCCGCUGGAGAAGACCCUCAGUUUCUGACACGCUUUGUGCAGAAGAAUAAAAAGCACACAUUUCAACAGCACUGGGUUCGUUUUCUGGAACACGACCUUUUUUUGUUUUUUGCUUCAGACACAACUGUUGAAGCUGAAACUGAAGGGACCAAAGCUGUCACUUAGCUGCAACUUCAAACUGACCUCAGACCUUUUGACCCUUUGACUCCGCCUCCUCCAUCAUGUCUUCUGAGGCCACACCUGUCAAGGGAUCUCCACCCGGUACCCCUCCUCCUACCUCUGCAGGAUCCCCAACUUCUCCAGUGUCCCUGCAGCUUCCAGCCAAGUUUAGAGAGCGCUCGCCCUCCCCAUUAAGGGGCUUCCUCAUCCCCAGCCCCUUGCCCACUCGCAGGAACAGGACCUACUCAGCGGCGGCCCGUGCAGCCGAGGGUCCCGUGUUCACCGGUGUGUGCAAAUGUUUCUGUCGCUCCAAGGGCCACGGCUUCAUCACACCAUCAGACGGAGGCAGCGACAUCUUUGUUCACAUCUCUGACAUCGAGGGCGAGUACGUGCCAGUGGAGGGAGACGAGGUGAGCUACAAGAUCUGUUCCAUCCCUCCCAAACUGGAGAAAGUCCAGGCAGUGGAGGUGACCAUAACCCAUCUGAAACCAGGAACCAAACAUGAGACCUGGGGAGGAAGCGUCAUCAGCAAAUGAGCUACAGUCUGUCACUGAGGAGGGGGAGGGGGAGCGGGGCGGGUGAUGCUAAGGGGAGUAUUUUGGGAUUAAAGGGGGCUGGAUAGAAGGAAAGAAUGGGAGCUUAUGAGAAGUUAGGAAAACCCUGGGAUCAGAAACUGUGAUGCAUCAGGAGAGAAGCUGAAAUUAACCAUCUCAAACUGUAGCUGACUACACACUAGUUAAUAAUCUGGAAUAACACUCUGUGGCAUUUCACAGAUUUUAGUUUUCCCAUGUGAGAUUGUCGUUCUGUGUUGAACGUGUUGGAAACUGGACUGCAGCUCUAAAUAUCCUCACUGUGGUACAUCUUGGAAGAGUUUUGACCCACGGCUGAGAUUUCCUGCAUCUGUGAAUAAGCUGACGUUUGUUGCUGGGAAAAAAAAAAGCUAAAAUUAUUUUUCUGGUAAAUCUGUGCCUCUUCUUACCCAGAGACCCUGCAGCUCUUUGUGCCUACAUUUAUCAACCUGUAAUCUGUCUUUGGUUGUGUUUGGAUGGCUGGAAAAGUGAAAUAAAGCAUUUUCAAAUGAAA